Molecule: messenger RNA, 1224 nt
Organism: Scleropages formosus (Asian bonytongue)
Lineage: Eukaryota; Metazoa; Chordata; Actinopteri; Osteoglossiformes; Osteoglossidae
Gene: sac3d1
Product: SAC3 domain containing 1
Biological process (GO): spindle assembly; centrosome duplication
Cellular component (GO): nucleus; centrosome; spindle
Source: RefSeq, a predicted model, not a curated record
UGACGUCAUCGGGCAGUUCCACAUGAGUAGAAAGUCGAGCGGUAGCGCGGGGUUCUGCUCCCGCGGUAGGGGAAGGGGACGUGCUCAAGGUACCCGCUGGCAGCAGGGCCAACUGAAAGAGGAGUGCCAGGAUGAGUCGGAGCCAAGGGGCACAUGCAUGCGCAUGUGUCCAGAUCGUGAGCUUCGGGAGAGGGAGGCACAGAAGAGGCUGCACCGGUUUGAGGUGUUGCCAGGCACUGAGAAGGAUCGGCUGCCUCGAGCAGAUCCAGCUCGUACCGUGAAGGAGUACUCGCGCCCUGCAGCUGGGAAGGACUGUGUGAGAGCCCACGACUUGCGUCCCCCGUCUGUGCUGCUGGAAACCGUUUGCUACCUCAUCGACCACGUUGCUGUGUCCCCCUCCCUGCAACCGUGGACUGAGGUGUACGACUUUGUCUUUGACCGGCUGCGCAGUGUACGCCAGGACAUGAUCAUCCAGCGAACGUCCGGCCCUGAGUGCGUGGCGGUGCUGGAAAAGACAGUGCGCUUCUUGAUCUACGCUUCUUACAGACUGCGAGACGAGCCACUGCGACUCUAUGACCCACGCAUUAAUGACACACACCUUCAGGAGAGCCUGAGCUGGCUGCUGGACUGCUAUUCCCAUGGCCAGCAUCCUCACCAGGAGGAGAUGCAGGCUCUUGGCCUGCUCUACAACCUGGGGUCCAACCGUGCCCUACAACAUGCUCUUGAGCUGCCGGAGCGAGUGCGAGAGGCUCCAGCGAUUCGCCUAGCGCUGGCAGUGAACCGGGCCCAUCUGGAACGCAAUCCUGUGAGGCUGCUGAGGCUGGCAAGGCAGCUGGACUUCCUGCAAAGUUGUGCGCUGCACCGCCAUCUGGGGGCUUGCUGCCGAGACCUUCUGCUGCUGUACAGCCACGCGUACAGCAGCCGCAACUGUCGCUUCCCCCUGCAGAGGCUCGCCCACAUCCUGGCCCUGGAAGAGUCACAGGCAGCCUGGUUGUGCCAAGCCCACGGGGUCACUGUGGACAGAGAAUGGGUGGUCUUCUCCAAAGUGUCAUACACAGAGGCUCCCACCAAGGACCUGCGCGGCCUGCACUUUUGCGAACUGGUGGACAGCAAACGGGAAGCCACUGUUGCCAGGAUCAUCCAUGGAUGUGCCUAAGACUUGCCAUCUUUGUUGACCCAUGUAUAAUUUUUCCAAUUUCUUUAAAGUUGCUGAUUGUUGGGGGU